AUGUCUGUAGAAAGUCAAAGUGAACCUAAAAGCAGAGCUUUUCGGCGGAAAACAAAGGAGUGCAUUGCAAACACAUUCAGCAUGGAUUUUGUAAGGAGAAUAUUACCAAUAAUAAGUUGGCUGCCGAAGUAUAAACCAGAGUACUUCCUGCAUGAUAUCUUCGCCGGCAUUACUGUGGGGCUGGCGGCCAUACCUCAAGGAAUUGCCUACGCCGUCAUCGCUGGUUUACCUGCUGAAUAUGGAUUAUACGCGUCGCUAACAUCAGGAGUCAUUUAUAUGGUGUUUGGAACCUGCUACAAUGUUACAGUCGGACCGACGGCGAUCCUAGCGGUUAUGGUGGCAAGACAAGUUACCAACUACUCUGCUGAUUUCGCCAUCCUCAUCGCUUUCCUAUCAGGAAUAUGCGUAUUCAUCAUGGCACUUUUUAGGCUAAAUUUCCAAGUCGAUUUCAUAUCCAUGCCAGUAAUAAAUGGCUUCAAAAUGGCAGCCGCUCUCCAGAUUGCAGCGGGUCAGUUAAAAUAUUUCUUUGGAUUAGAAGGUUCAUCAGGAGACUCUUUAGUCCAAUCAAUACAAAAUUUAUAUACAAACAUAACUACAGUGCAACUUUGGGAAACAGUACUCAGCUCCGGAACCAUACUUAUGCUGAUUUUGCUGCAAAAAAUAGGACAAUGUUGCACAAGAAACGAUGGAUUUGUUAAACAAAAGAGGUGGUUUAUAUUCACGUUAAGCAAUGCUGCUGUCGUAGCCAUUGGCAUGGUUAUUGCUUACAUUGUCAAAGUCUCAACGGACUCUGAACACUUGGCAGUUAUCGGUGACAUAGGUAGCGGCUUGCCGAAAUUCAGCUGGCCACCAUUCAGCACUUUAGUCGGCGAUGAAGUAUAUGGUUUUAGAGAUAUGUUUUCGAUAAUAGGAAUGCAGUCUAUUGUAUUACUAUUCAUGACUAUUUUCGAAACUGUUGCUGUUGCGAAAGCCUUUACUGCUAAUGUGAAGAUUGACACCACACAAGAGUUGAUUGCUGUCAGCAUUUGCAACGUAAUUGGAUCAUUUGGACAAAGUAUGCCCAUCACUAGCUCAUUUACGGGUACCGCGUUGAACGAUGCUUCUGGUGUUAAAAGUCCGAUCGGUGGAGCAACCAAGGUAUUAUUAAUAGCUGUUUCUCUGACUUGCUUAACUUCGUCAUUAUAUUAUAUUCCAAAAGCUUCAUUAGCCGGUGUAAUUAUUACUGAAAUGUUUAUCAUGAUUGACUAUGGAUUAUUUGCUAAACUGUGGAGAAAUAGUCGAAGGGAGUUCUUUAUAUUAGUAGGCACUGUGGUGGGUUGUUUGACCACCGGUUUGCAGUACGGACUUUUAAUGGGCAUGGUCCAAGAAGCUUUGCUGAUAUUAGUGUAUGCCGCGAGACCCAAAAUAGAAGUAAAUAAAAUCGAGUGCGAUAAAGGUGACGUGACUGUGGUCUCCUUGAGUGACAAAUUAUUGUACUGCGCUGUUGAACAUGUUCGACAAAAAGUUAUAACAGCUUCAUCCAAUGAAAUUCCUGUAGUAGUCGAUGGUAGCAAUAUAACUAAGUUCGAUUUUACAGCAGCGUUUAACUUGAUGGCUAUUGUAAGAGACUUGGAUACAACUCACCAAAUCGUGCUAUUCAAUUUCACCGAUGAAUUAAAAAAAAUAUGUUUAGAUAUUGAGUCACGAUACGCAAACAAGUUUGUGUCCGCCGAGAGCUAUAACGAAAUAAUUGAUGCUUUACCAAAAGACGUUUGA
Molecule: messenger RNA, 1755 nt
Organism: Trichoplusia ni (cabbage looper)
Lineage: Eukaryota; Metazoa; Arthropoda; Insecta; Lepidoptera; Noctuidae
Product: sodium-independent sulfate anion transporter-like
Exons: 1
Coding region: 1-1755 (584 amino acids)
Biological process (GO): transmembrane transport
Cellular component (GO): membrane
Molecular function (GO): sulfate transmembrane transporter activity
Source: RefSeq, a predicted model, not a curated record